This is a messenger RNA of Tripterygium wilfordii, 944 nucleotides long. RefSeq names its product germin-like protein subfamily 3 member 2. Gene Ontology annotation, cellular component: cell wall. NCBI's taxonomy places the organism in Eukaryota, Viridiplantae, Streptophyta, Magnoliopsida, Celastrales, Celastraceae. Gene Ontology annotation, molecular function: manganese ion binding. The record is from RefSeq and is a predicted model, not a curated record. Bases 1 to 669 code for a protein of 222 amino acids. The transcript has a single exon.
AUGUACCUCAAACUAGCAGUUUUGUUGGCAAUUCUCUCUUUUCAUGGCCAACUCACAAUGGCCUCAGAUCCUGACCCAAUUCAGGAUUUCUGUGUACCAAACCCAAAAUUUGAUUCCUUAAGACCAGCCAGGUUCGGCACUCUCCAAUGCAAAAAUGUCACAGAAGUAACCACAGACGAUUUUGUUUUUUCAGGCAUGAAAGUAGCCGGAAACUUCUCCGAAACCGGCGUUGCCAUAAUUCCUGUCAACCCUUCUCUUUUUCCUGGCCUUAACACACUAGGGAUGUCAUUUGUAAGAGCUGAUCUAAAGGCUGGUUCUGUUAAUCCACCUCAUUUUCAUCCAAGAGCGACAGAAAUCGCGUAUGUCUUGCGAGGAAGUGUUUAUUCGGGCUUUGUGGAUUCGACUAAUAGAGUUUUCGCUAGAGUACUUGAGGAAGGAGAGGUCAUGGUGUAUCCAAGAGGCUUACUGCACUUCCAAAUGAAUGUUGGUAAGAAACCUGCAACAAUUUUUGGGAGUUUCAAUAGCCAAAAUCCAGGAACGCAAAAAAUCCCAUCUGCCAUUUUCGGGUCUGGGAUUGAUGAAGAGCUCUUGGAGAAGGCUUUCGGGUUGAGUCCUAAGCAGAUUGAGGUGAUGAGAAGAAGGUUUGACCCCAAAAGUACUGUUAUGUAAGGGCACACAGAAGUACUACAUUGUUCACAGUUUGUCACUGUAAUAUCAUUUAUUGGUUUCUCCGCUAGUUUCCCUUAUGAGGAAACUCUUUGAAUUCAAGGUAGGCAGUGAAGUUUCACUGCAACCCAGGAGUUGCAAAGGUAAGGCUGCGUGUAUCCGUCCCUCCUCAACUGUGCCUCUACUGUGAAAGUCUUGUGCACGGAAUGUUUUUUCUUUUAUUUUACUCACAGAUCAAACUAUAAGCUUUUAUCAAUUCACUAUCAUGAAAACUUCAA